Molecule: messenger RNA, 471 nt
Organism: Talaromyces rugulosus
Lineage: Eukaryota; Fungi; Ascomycota; Eurotiomycetes; Eurotiales; Trichocomaceae
Exons: 3
Coding region: 1-471 (156 amino acids)
Source: RefSeq, a predicted model, not a curated record
AUGGCUGCUCUGAAUGCAACAGUAUUUGCUCUGCAGCCCAAUGUCGAUACAAUAUACUCCGCCGGACUAUACAACCUGUCUCAAUAUGACUUGCGCGUCACUGUGCCAAAUAUAACAGAUGACCGAUACUGGAACUUUGCCUUCUACGACCCCUACGGGGAGGAGUUUGCAUCAAUCGGCAUUGCAAAUGACGACGUUCCUGGGGAUUAUCUUUUCCGGCGUAUACCUGACGGUGGCCCUAACUGGGGCCUCGAAGAAGCAUGCAACGGAGACGACGGCUAUCAGGGCUAUGUGAACGGGCCAACUAGCGACGGUAGUAUGCUAGUCCGCGUUCUGGUGAAAAACAAUGGCACCGAUCUUUCGCACGUGCAGGAUAUUCUCAGCGGGUUCAAUGUAGCUGCCGUGCCUCGUGGUAGUAGUGCUGCGCCGCUCGCUACUGCUAGUACCGAUGAAUCUGAGCUCGCUUCAUAA